This is a messenger RNA of Aphidius gifuensis, 2505 nucleotides long. RefSeq names its product heat shock protein 75 kDa, mitochondrial (gene Trap1). Gene Ontology annotation, molecular function: ATP-dependent protein folding chaperone; protein kinase binding; ATP binding. Gene Ontology annotation, biological process: protein folding. Gene Ontology annotation, cellular component: mitochondrial inner membrane. The transcript has 7 exons. Lineage: Eukaryota; Metazoa; Arthropoda; Insecta; Hymenoptera; Braconidae. The record is from RefSeq and is a predicted model, not a curated record. The coding region runs from base 105 to 2198 and encodes 697 amino acids.
AACUGAUAUCUUUUCUCCCUUUUCUCUUUCUUUUUCUUUCUCUUUUUUUAUUUCAUCAUUCAAUCAAUUGGUUCAUCAGUCAAUCACAUUGAUAAUUUUUAAAAAUGGCUGCUGCUUGCCGACUCCGACAUGCAAUUAUUAUUGGAAAAUCAUUUUCAAAAUCAAUUAAUUACAAUACUAAACUUCGUUAUCUGGAUCCACGACCAAAAUUAACAUCUGUGUGGAGCAAUAAACAUGUGAGAUUUACAUCAUCACAAGCUGCUGCAGUUGAAGAUAAGCCUGAUCCUGAUUAUCACAGUAUUGUAAAAAAUACAGAAAAACCAACAGGACAAAGUUUCAAGCAUGAAUUUCAAUCAGAGACACGAAUGUUAUUGGAUAUUGUUGCAAAAUCAUUGUAUUCUGAUAAAGAAGUAUUUGUUCGUGAGCUAAUAUCAAAUGCAAGUGAUGCACUUGAAAAAUUACGUUAUUUAAGAUUAAGUAAAAAUUUAUCAAUUGAAGAAGGUGGUGAUCGUGGUUUAGAAAUUCAUAUUGCAACUGAUAAACAAAAUCGUACAUUAACUAUUCAAGAUACUGGUAUUGGAAUGACACAAGAUGAAUUAAUAUCAAAUUUAGGUACAAUAGCACGUUCUGGUUCAAAAGCAUUUUUAGAAAAAUUAAAAGAAAAUGAUGUAACACAAGAUUCAACAAAAAUUAUUGGACAAUUUGGUGUUGGUUUUUAUAGUGCAUUUAUGGUUGCUGAUAAAGUUGAAGUAUAUACAAAAUCAUAUGAAUUAAAUGCACAAGGUUAUCAUUGGCAAUCUGAUGGUUCUGGUAAUUAUGAAAUAUCACAAGCUGAAGGUGUACAACCAGGUACUAAAAUAAUUAUGCAUUUACGUACUGAUUGUCGUGAAUUUAGUGAUGAAACAAUUGUCAAUAAUAUUGUUAAAAAAUAUAGUAAUUUUGUUGGUAGUCCAAUAUUUGUUAAUGGUAAAAGAAUUAAUAUAAUACAACCACUUUGGAUGCUUGAUUCAAAAGAUAUAACUGCUGAACAACAUUCUGAAUUUUAUCGUUAUAUAUCAAAUUCAUAUGAUGCACCAAAAUUUAUAUUACAUUAUAAAGCUGAUGUACCAUUAUCAAUACGUGCAUUAUUAUAUUUUCCUGAUGAUAAACCUGGUUUAUUUGAACAAAGUCGUGAUACAGCAGCUGGUGUAUCAUUGUACAGUAGAAAAGUAUUGAUUAAAAGUAAAGCUGAUAAUUUAUUACCAAAAUGGUUACGUUUUGUCAAAGGUGUUGUUGAUUCUGAAGAUAUACCAUUAAAUUUAUCUCGUGAAUUGUUACAAAAUAGUGCACUUAUUACUAAAUUGAGAAACGUUUUAACUGGAAGAAUAUUAAAGUUUUUAAAUGAACGUUCAAUAAAACAAGUUAAUGAUUAUAAUGAAUUUUAUAAGGAUUAUGGAUUAUUUUUCAAAGAAGGAAUUGUUACGAGUCAUGAACAAUCAGAGAAAGAAGCUAUUGCUAAACUUUUACGCUUUGAAUCAUCAGCAAAUCCAGGAGAACUUGUUAGUUUACCAGAAUAUUGUAAAAGACUUUCAGCUGAACAAAAAGAUAUUUACUAUUUGGCAGCACCAAGUCGUGCACUUGCUGAACAAUCACCAUACUAUGAAUCAUUUAAAAAACGUAAUUAUGAAGUACUAUUUUGUUAUGAGCCAUAUGAUGAACUUGUAUUGAUGCAACUUGGACGUUAUGAAACAAGAUUUUUAACAUCUGUUGAAAAAGAAAUGCGUCAAGAUACUCAAUCAACAGAAGACAAUGCUAUUGAUUCUAUAAAUAAAGAACAAAUUGAUAAACUUCUUGGCUAUAUCAAAGGUGUACUUGCUAAAAAAGCAUCUGAAGUUAAAACAACAAAUCGUCUUGAAUCACAUCCUUGUGUUAUUACUGUCCAAGAUAUGGCAAGUGCUAGACAUUUUAUUAGAACACAAAGUAAUCAAUUAAAUGAAGAAACAAGAUAUACUUUACUUCAGCCACGUUUUGAAAUUAAUCCAAAUCAUCCAAUUAUGAAAAAACUUACUGGUCUUAUUGAUAAAGAACCAAAAUUAGCUGAACUUUUAACACAACAGCUUUUUACGAGUGCUAUGGUUGGUGCUGGUCUUGUUGAAGAUCCAAGGAUACUAUUGACGUCAAUGAAUGAAUUAUUAACACUCGCAUUGGAAAAAUAUUAAACCUAAAUUGUUACAUUUUCUAUUUCCAUUUAGUUUUAAUUAUUUUUUUUAUUUUUUAAUUUCUUUGCAAGUUUUUUUUAUCCUCAAAAUUGAUGUUAAUCAGUUUAAAAAACAAAAAUGAAACUUAAUAAAUUCAUUGAUAACAAAUGAAGACUUUAAAUAUACAAUUUUUUAAAUGAAAAUAUUAAAACUUUAAGCAUGUUUUAAAAGUAAUUAAAUAAUAAAUAGAAUAAUUUUUUUAUUUGUACUGAAUUAUUGUAUACUAACAUAAUUAUUUAAUAUUGUUGGUAAAUAAAUUCAGUGAAAA